AUGGCCCCGAAGCCGAAACCAACAGAAAAAUCAGGUAAGCCUGAGAAGAAACCUGAAAAGAAGCCGGAGAAGAAGCCUGCUGCAGCUCCAGCUGCAGCAGCAGCAGCUUCGACUUCUUCAGGGGCUUCUGCAAGUGCAAGCGGAGCCAAAGGUGGGGCACCUAAGUCAUCUAAGACUCCUGCACCUGCUCCCAAAGUAGCGACUGCAAAGGUAGCCGCAGCCCAAGCUGCUGCUGCAGCCAAGCCUGCUUCAUCCAAGGCUCCUGCCAAGGGUGGAAAGUCUGGUUCUGGAAAGCAGCCAGCAAAGGGUGCUGCUGCCAAAGGGGCUUCAGCUAAGGGAGCUGCCGGAAAGAAGACCCCAGCCAAGCCUGCUGCUAAGGGAGCUGCAGCUAAACCAGGUGCCAAAGCUCCAACCAAGCCUGGUGCUAAACCUGCUGCUGCCAAGAAACCAGCAGCUAAGCCCGCCGCAAAGAAAGUUCUUGAGAAGCCUAAGAAGGGUGUUGCACCUAAGCAACAAAGACUAGGAAAAGUAGCAGCCAAGAAGACUCCUCUAGACAAAGCUCUUAAAGUAAAACUAAAGGUUAUCCGAGGACCUCAUGGAACCCGAACUCGAAAAAUCAGGACGUCUGUCCAGUUUAAGAGGCCAAAAACAUUCAAGCCCCCCAGAGCUCCAAAAUACAUCAGGAAAUCCGUUCCAAGGAGGAGUAGAAUGGAUGCCUAUAACAUCAUCAAAUUUCCAUUGACAACUGAAGCAGCCAUGAAGAAGAUUGAAGAUAACAAUACCCUUGUUUUUAUUGUCCACUUGAGGGCAAACAAACACCACAUCAGGGCAGCUGUGAAGAAAUUGUAUGAUAUCGAUGUUGCCAAAGUCAACACCCUUAUUAGGCCCGAUGGAAAAAAGAAAGCUUAUGUAAGGUUAGCGAGGGAUUACGAUGCACUAGACGUUGCUAACAAGAUCGGGAUCAUAUAA
This is a messenger RNA of Nezara viridula (southern green stink bug), 969 nucleotides long. The record is from the annotation of a GenBank genome assembly. Lineage: Eukaryota; Metazoa; Arthropoda; Insecta; Hemiptera; Pentatomidae.